This is a messenger RNA of Papaver somniferum (opium poppy), 1674 nucleotides long. RefSeq names its product F-box/kelch-repeat protein At3g06240-like. Gene Ontology annotation, molecular function: protein binding. The transcript has a single exon. The record is from RefSeq and is a predicted model, not a curated record. NCBI's taxonomy places the organism in Eukaryota, Viridiplantae, Streptophyta, Magnoliopsida, Ranunculales, Papaveraceae. The coding region runs from base 216 to 1502 and encodes 428 amino acids.
UGACUCUCCAUUAAGGGAUUCUUCCAAGGGAUGGCACCUUCCCUGAAGAGACUCUUUGUUCUUUUCUAAGAGUCACCAAUCAAGUAUAUAAACCCCACUGAUGAUUUAUUCUAAUUACAACCUCACCAUCUGAUUUCACUGGGAUUCAUCAUUUAUUUAUCAUAUAUUAUCAGAAAAAAUUGGUUGCAUCUUUAGUUCUCUGUUUCAAGAAGGAAAUGGCAAUUAUUCCAGAAGUAUCCAACAAGAAGUCCAAAGAGAUGACAAUUCUUCCAGAAGAAAUAAAGACAGAUAUCUUAUCCAGAUUACCGGUGAAAAGUCUCAUGCGAUUUAAGUCGGUCUGCAAACCUUGGCGCUGUCUUUUCCGUGACCCUGGUUUUGCGAAAAUGCAUAGAGAACAUGCUACUAGAAAUGGAACAUCAACCUUUCUGAUGCUUCAUUACAGGUUUACAAGAUUUGCAAUGGAUGCAUUCUACUCAAUAGAUCAUACUUCAUUAUCUAUACAAUUAUUAUCACCAUUGAGGGAUGAAGCCCUACAUGAUUCAACUGCGAUGCAUUACCCGUUAAUACCUCCAAAUCAUCUUGAAGUUUUGGGAUCUUGCAAUGGCUUAGUGUGCUUACGCACUAGCGUGCCUGGUGAUGAGGAUGCCAUUUGCCUUUGGAAUCCAUCAACCCGGGAAUACAAGAAUUUACCUGCUUCCCCGAAUCGUUUCAGGAGCAGUAAUGUGGACAUGGAUAUUGUGGUGUGUGGGCUUGGUUACGACGAUGAAAAUAAUGAUUUCAAAGUGGUACGUCUUGCCGAAAUUAAUUCUACUGAUGAUAGUUUUGAUGAUUCCGGUGAUUGGUCUGAAAUGGAGGUCCAUACGAUCAGACCAGGUUCUGAUCAUGAAGUUGAGGCCUCAAUAAAAAGAUCACAAUCUGUUUUUGAGAUCUAUUCAUUAAGAUCUGAUGCUUGGAAAAAAUGUCAAACAGUUCCAUAUUAUUUUCCUGGUUAUUUGAAACCUGGGGUGAUUGUGAAUGGAGCUCUUCACUGGUGGGCUAUGAAACGACAUGGUGAUGGCGACGAAGUCAUACUCUCUUUCGAUUUUAACGAAGAGGUAUUCAAGGAAGUUGCAAUACUAGAAGGACCUAUGAUACAUAAGGAAGUUUCUGACACCGACUAUGAAAACAAUAGCGUGGGAGUGUUAGGAGGGUGCUUGUGUUUACUUCACAAGACCUUCGAUAAAGUUGACGUGUGGAUUAUGCAGGAGUAUGGAGUGAAAGAAUCAUGGACGAAACGCUUCACAAUUACGGAAGAGUCUAUUGUCGACACCAUUGCAUUGAGGGUGAUAUGCGACUUUCAGAAUGGUGCCAUUCUAUUUAGUACUGAUGACUCCUUGGUUUACUAUGACCCGAGUCCUGAGAGAGGCACUAGGAAAUUGAGAAUUCUUGGUACUGAUGAUUUAGAGGGUGCCGAAAAAUGUAUAUCAAGCAUAGUAUCCCUUAACUCCGGUACUUAUUGUUAGGACAUCUGGAGAAGUAUGGAGAUGAUACGUAAUUUAUGCCGUAUAUCAGCAUUGUUAGGGCUUGCGCGUCUCCAACCUAAUUUUGUGUAUUUCUUUUCUGUUUUUUCGUUCGAAUUUGAAUUAAGUCCUAUUUAUUAUUUCAAUCUUUUGACAGUUUUAUAAUUGUAAUCUG